GUCCAGUCCAUCAUCAGAUAGAUAAGAACGAAACUCCUUACAUGCUGAAACGCCCCCCUGCCUGUAUAUGUGUCUCUCUCUCUGUAGUGAAGCUUUAGAUGACAGAGAGCUCACAGAGAAGUGAGAGAGCUCACAAGACCAGAAGGAGUCUGCGUGUGUGCGUAGUGUUUUACUGAAUUAAAAAUGAAGAUUAAGAGUCAAAGGAAGUCCAGCUCAGUGUGGCUGCUCAGUAUGCAGUCAGUUCUACACGGCAGCUGGGCUUCUGCUGACUUUGAUCUAGCUCAGAUCAGAUUGAUCGUGUAUCAGGAUUGUGAAAGAAGAGGUCGGCAGGUUCUCUUUGACUCUAAAGCUAUACGGAAGCUGGACCCAUCAGAACCGAGUGCAGAGGAGACGAAAGCCACACCUACCCGAAGUGGCGCAUGCCAGAUCAGCAGCAAGGCCAGCCAGAAAGAGACUCCGCCUACAUAUCAGUACACAAGACCAGCUUCAGACGUGAAUAUGCUUGGGGAGAUGAUGUUUGGCUCAGUUGCCAUGAGUUACAAGGGUUCAACAUUGAAGAUUCACCAUAUCCGGUCUCCCCCUCAGCUGAUGGUCAGUAAAGUUUUCUCCACGCGAUACGGCAGUAGCAACACAGGAAGCACCAACACUCUGCAGGACAGUUUUGAGUCAUUUAGCCAGACUUGCCCAAGUCACACCAGUAGCAUAGUUCACAGUAAUCCUGUGGACAUGCCAGGCAGAGGACACAGUGAGGACGGGGACAGUGGCAUCGCCCGUUCAGCGUCAUUAAGCAGCCUGCUGGCCACACCCCUUGCCUCACCUGGCUCCUCCUCUGGCAGUGGCUGUGCCAGCAGUUACCAACGGCGAUGGCUCCGUAGCCAAGCAACCAGCCUACAACACGGCCCCAUCCCUCGCUGGAGCACAGAGGAGAUGUUCAGUCUGUCUGAUGAAAGCUGCAGCUCCAACCCAGCAAUGGCUCGGAGGAAGAAGAUCGCCGUCAGCAUCAUCAUCAGCCUGCCUGAGAAGGAGGAGGAGAGCCACAGCUUCCAAGAGUUCUUCUUCUCUCACUUCCCUUUGUUCGAGUCCCACAUGAACAAGCUCAAGACCGCCAUCGAGAGGGCGAUGAUUGUGUGCAGGAGGGUAGCAGAGGCUAGUCAGCGAGUGCAGGUGUAUCUGUGUCGAGUUAUGGAGGCACUGGGAGAGUUCAGGAUGACCGUAUGGAAUCUGUACAUGGCUCCGCGGAUCACUGAGCCAGUUUGGUUGACCAUGGUAUCCCAGAGUGCCGAGCGAAACCAGCUGUGUCAGCGCUUCCUGAAGGAGAUGAGCUUGCUCAUGGAGCAUGGGGCCAAGAACCAGUUCCUCUCUGCACUACUUACUGCUGUCCUCAUGUACCACUUAGCCUGGGUUCCCACAGUGAUGCCUAGCAACCACCUGCCAAUCAAACCCGUCUGCCAGAAACAUGCCUCCCACACUGUGGACCUUCUGGCCAAGUCUCACCCCUACAACCCACUGUGGGCUCAGCUAGGUGAUCUGUACGGUGCAUUGGGUUCUCCUGUGCGAGUAUGUCGGACAGUGGUGGUGGGACGUAGGAGAGAGCUGGUGCAGCGCGUCCUCUACGUCCUCUCCUACUUCAUCCGCUGCUCUGACUUACAGGAGAACACACAGCCUCCAGGACACACGGACAGUCCAGCCAACCCCUGUCCACCUCAAACCACUAAGCCCACCCCCUUAUGUGAAAGGACCAAUGAGAAACCACUCACACCUGAGUCAGAGCUUACAAAGCCAGCCCUCUUUCCUGAAAGGACCAAUGAAAAAACACUAAGAGCUGACUUUCUUGGUACAAGCCCUGCUCCAGUUUCAGAAAGGACCAGUGAAAAAGGCCCAGUCUCAGAGUCAGCUGAGCCCUCCCCCUUUCCUGAAAUGACCAAUGAGAGGCUGGAGUGUGGAGAGGUUGGGCAGGACUGUUUUGGGGACAGUAAUGACUCUGUGGGGGCAGGGUUAGAGCACAUUUUAGCCAGUCAGAGCCCUCCAGUACAGCGAGUACAGUUUACCAUCGGCAGCCCUAGGGAGGCGGAGCAUGAUGAACGACGGUGUGGGAGGGGCUUACACAGGAAGCUGCCUCACAGGCUUUUGACAGACAUACGGCAGAAUGAGAGCUCGGACAGCUCUCUGGGAGACAGUGAUGAGGAGGAGCCUUCACCCCGACAACCAUACACAGCAGCAGAGAUGCGAGAGCAUGAACUGCCCCUUCCGAGCUGUCAGACGGAGAGCCGCCCCAGUGUCAAUCAUUUUGGCCGCUCUCUGCUGGGAGGUUACUGUCCACAGUACAUGCCUGACUUUGCCCUGCACGGCAUCAGCUCUGACCAGCGGCUCAAACAGUGCCUCAUGGCCGACCUGGAGCACACAGUACUCCACCCCGCGCUGGACGAGCCGGUCGCAGAGGCAGUGUGUAUCGUGGCGGACACAGACCGGCUGUGUGUUCAGGUGGCCACGAGCCAGCGGCGUGUGUGUGAGCCAGGGCGGCUUGGAAGAGACGUGAUGGUCUCCAAUCUCAUACACACACUCCUUACGUCUGUUCUGCAGCUGCACACACUCAACAUUGCAGCAGACUUUUGUGUGAUGCACUUGGAGGAUCGAUUGCAGGAGAUAUAUUUUAAGAGCUGUUCUUUGGCAGAGUAUCUGAGAGGGCAGAGAAGAGUCCAUGUGAAAGAGCUGGGACUAGCACUGGGGAUUGAGUCCAGUGACCUUCCGUUACUUGCAGCAGUAGCCAGCACACACUCGCCCUACGUUGCCCAGAUACUUCUCUGAACAAGCUAUGGACGAAUUGCUUCACUAAACCGACCAAUCAGAAUGUGCUUCUGCUCACUACAGACCAAUAAGGCCCUGAUCGAAGUUUUAACACACCAGUCCGGGUUCAUCACUCGGACCAAUCAGAGCCCAGAUCCAGCCUUAGUCAGACCAAUCAGGAUUUUGCUCGUAGUCCUUGAAGACGGAUUGGGUCAGAAGUUUUACAUCCUCGCCAGCUGACUGGAUACAGAUGGAGUGUGAUAUGUCUGUGUGUCAGCUUUUUGCCUACACCAUUUCUACUGCCUUCAGACCCUGGAAUCCUCUAUAAUGAGACACUUGUUUACAGUCAAACUCUCUCUGUUUCAUAUUUGCAGUAUUUGUCAUUGUCUUACAUGUCUUGUCUUAAAGGGAGGAAUGAAAAUUUGUCAGGAUUGCUACUAGUCACUUCUUAAUGCAGUAUUAAAGAAAUUGCUUGGUCAAAAAUCAAAUUUACACACUUUUCCCUUAGCCUAAAUAUAGUUAUUCAGUCAGGAUAUGUGACUGAACGCUUUAUUUAGUUUUAUGCUGGAGAUACGAGGCUAAUGCAGCAACAUGCAGUGGUAGUUUAUACACCAGCAAUUAGCACUGCGCAAACAGCAAGCCCAAAAUAAUCACACUGGCCUCACACAGCUUGUUAUCACAUAAGCCAUCUUGAAGGCUCAAUUUUGUGUUACAGAUAACAGUAGGUCAUACAGUGCUGGAAACCUCAUUUGCAGCUCUAUUUGAGAUUACUUAAUGAUUCCACGCCGUUUGAGGCAAGUUCGUCAUAUUUCCACAGUGCUAAUUGGUGAGGUAUAGGCUUCCGUUACUUGUUAACUACAUAGGCCUCAUAGUUCCAUUACCAAACUAAAGAAGCAAAUUUCAGAUUAUUAUAUAAAUUAUUACUUUUUUUUUUUGCAAAACUGUCAUUGAGGCAGUGUGAACAGGAAAGCGAAAGUGGAGGCUAACUAGAAGAAUUAGAGUUAGUCUGUCCCUUCAGAAUGUUUGGGACAAUAUACAUUGUCUCAUUACCCAAGUAAGCAGCGUAUGACCACCUUUGAGAUGGACACAGAUGGAGGUGAUGUUCUGUAGUUCCAGUGCAUAUGCUGCCUGAAAUCCAUUGACCUCUGAAGGCACUAUUCUGUAGUCAGCGUCAUGCCCAUGUCAGGAAAAGCAGCUUUAUGCUGAAUUCUUUGUAGAUAACAUGAAUGCUGUUUUUGAAAACGGCUGCUGUCGUGCCCUGUGGUAAACAAAAAUGUUCUAAACCUGAGACAUGUUGUCCUGUGUACAUUUUUCCUCCAAAUGUUACAAGAUUCACUGAAUAAUGUGUUUGUUGAGUGGAAAUCCUUCUUUUUUUUACAUGCAAGCUAAAGCUAGCUCUUGCUGAGUUGACAAGAAAAGAAUCUCCCCUAAAUUCCCUACUCAUAUGAGUAGGCUUUGUUCAAUGUGCUAUUUAAAUUGCUUUAGCAAUAAUAGCCUAUAGUUUGAGCAGUUGUUGUUGAUAUACAUGUAAUAGUGUUUAAUAGGAGACUUGCUUUUAUGCAAUCUCAUGUCAAUGUGCCCAAGUGUUAACUUGCUUGUAGCUUGUAUGUAGCAUUAUCCAUGUGCUACAUGCAGGCUACACAGGGAAAAAGUCCAUGCUUUGGAACCUUUUUGUUUACUACAGAGCUCAAAUUCAGUCAUUUUUGAAAACACUAUUAAUUUUUCCAAAGGCAAAACCACCUUAGUAAGAGCAUGAUGCCAACUAUAGAAUGCCAUAUGAUUUCAGAGGUCUAUGCAAAGCUUCUAGAAUUUUCUUGAAGGAAUAGUUUGGCUAAAAAUCUAAAUUAAAACACUUUUCUGGUAACUCCAAAAUGGAGUUGAUCAGCCCUGAUGUUAAGAUUUAAGUUUGCUUCUUUAGUUUUGCGCUGGAGCUACAAGGCUAAUGAAGCUAACAAGUAAUGGAAGCUUAUGUGCAUAAAUUAGCAACCUAGACUUGCUUAAAUGGUUUCUAACACUGUAGGAUAUACUGUUAUCUAGAAAAAGGUACAAAAUGUAACAGUCCCUACAAGCAUGCCGUUUACACAGUGCUAAUUGCUGAGCUUCCAUUGCUUGUUAGCUAUAUUAGCCUUGUAGCUCCAGUGCAAACCAAAGAAGUAAACGCAGGACCCCAGGAGUGGCUGUGUUUAGGCUAAGUGCGACUUUGUGUAGAUUUUUAGCCAGACUACUCAUACAAGUCUGUCUUUCUUUUCAUUUUCUUAUCUUAACCAUUAUCAAAGAGUAUGCUCCAGAUAUGUAUUGAUGGUGAUAAACAUGACUGAAAAACAAAAUAAGACCUUUAUUUAAGGUUCUUGCUCUUUACACAGGAAUCACUAAAAGCAUGCUGGUUUACAGAAGCGUUUGCUUAGACUUUGAGUUUAUUGUUGGAUGCAAAUGGUGCAUGUCAAUAUGUUGACCAAGUUUACCCCACUGGAGCUGAUUUUUGUUUGUGUGGCUCCCCCUUGUGGGGGAACGGAGGUUUACAGGAUUCUUCACAGAAUCCACAAUAUAAAUGCUUUCGGAAAGAAUCUCUAAUUUGUAAGUUUGUGUAUGUAAGUAAUUACAAUGUUUUGGGUCCUCUGGAAUAAUCAUUCUGGAGUUCUUGUAAUUUCUCUACUGAGGUCUUAUUCAUAUGAGCAUCAAGUGGUCUUAUGUAAUGGCUCUUUCUGUAAGUGUGUGUUUUGUGUGUAGCUUCCAUCACAGCAAUAGGGGGGAAAUGUUUACGUAGCUAGACUGAUAGCUAAGCAGCAGUUAAAGCCCCAGGGAGCCCAAAUCUGUGUUUUCUUGCUAAGUAGGUUGAUCUUGCUCUUUUGGACACACAAUAAUACAUGCACAGUAUUGUGCAAGUAUGUGCUUUGAAGAACUUUCCAGUGCCCACUAAAUGGCCAAUGGAUUUUGCCUACAUUCUCCUUUCACACAGUAAACUGAGCAGUGCUAGUUUUGGGUAACACCAGUAAGUAGUGUCCUAAUAAUCACACGGCUGAUGUUGCUCCACCCAUCCACACAGCUUUAAUACAACUGUGUUUCCCAGCUGUCUCUCUGAGUCAGGAAAACGUAUGGCGAGAAAGCUAAAGACCAAGCGAAAGCUAACCUAGCAAGCAUACUGCAAUCCCAGACCUCCUAGUACGGCAUAUCCACUCAUCUGUUUUCACUUUAUUAACCGCCUUUUACUAUUGUCCAUGUGUUGAUGGUGUGUUAGUUUGGGUUGUGCUGGUACGAGUGGAUCAGACACAGCAAUGCUGCUGGAGUUUUUAAACACUGUGUCCACUCAAUGUCCACUCUAUAAGACACUUCUACUUUGCUGGUCCACCUUGUAAAGUCAGAGACAGUAGCUCAUCUGCUGCACAAUUUGCACUGGUCAUCCUUCAGUCCUUCAUCAUUGUCACAGGACAAUGUUUUUGGCUCGUGGACACAGUCCAGCAGUGACACUGAGGUGUUUAAAAACUCCAGCAGCACUGCUGUGUCUGAUCCACUCAGACCAGCACAACACACA
Colossoma macropomum (tambaqui) is the source of this 6313-nucleotide messenger RNA. RefSeq names its product folliculin interacting protein 2 (gene fnip2). The transcript is spliced from 17 exons. Gene Ontology annotation, cellular component: cytoplasm. Gene Ontology annotation, molecular function: protein-folding chaperone binding; ATPase inhibitor activity. The record is from RefSeq and is a predicted model, not a curated record. Lineage: Eukaryota; Metazoa; Chordata; Actinopteri; Characiformes; Serrasalmidae. The coding region runs from base 184 to 2805 and encodes 873 amino acids.